AGACGUGUUGCUAAUUCAACCACAUUGGCAUGGACGGGGACAAGCUAUCAUAAAGGGGAGUAAGGGACCGAUCUGAAUGUCACUCAUCAUAAUGGCCGACGACGAAGGAACUCGGAGGCAGAGAUUCGAAUAUAAGGACGAAGAUGACAAUGAAAGCUGCAGAGGAAUUAGAGUGUGUGGUAUGCAAUUCGCCUACGAUGGGCAACCACCACUCUUCGUCGACUUCAACCUUAAGAUCUCUACUGGAUCGCGAUGCCUUCUAGUUGGUGCCAAUGGAUCCGGGAAGACCACUUUGCUGAAAAUUCUGGCUGGCAAGCAUAUGGUCGGAGGAGGAAGAGAUGUUGUAAGGGUGUUAAAUUGUUCCGCUUUUCACGAUACUCGACUGGUUUGCAGUGGUGAUCUCUCCUAUUUGGGAGGAUCCUGGAGUAAAUCCGUUGGUUCAGCAGGAGAAAUUCCACUGCAGGGAGACUUUUCAGCUGAACAUAUGAUAUUUGGAGUUGAGGGCACAGAUCCUGAAAGGAGAGCUAAGUUGAUUGAGCUUCUUGAUAUAGAUCUACAGUGGCGAAUGCAUAAGGUAUCAGAUGGGCAGCGACGCCGAGUGCAAAUUUGCAUGGGUCUUCUUCAUCCAUACAAGGUUCUCUUGCUGGAUGAGGUUACUGUGGACCUGGAUGUUGUUACUAGGAUGGAUUUGCUGGACUUCUUCGGGGAAGAAUGUGAGCAGAGAGGAGCUACAAUUGUAUAUGCAACUCAUAUCUUUGAUGGACUUGAGACAUGGGCCACUCAUCUAGCAUACAUACAAGAUGGUGAACUCAGGAGGGCGGAAAAGUUAUCGGAUAUUAGUGAGUUGAGUUGCUCGUCUAAUCUUCUUUCUGUUGUUGAGUCAUGGCUCCGUGCUGAAACAAAGCUUGAAAAGAAGAACCCUGUAAACCCUCCUUCCGGCAUCCAAAAGACUUCUUUUGGCAGUUCUCCUUUUAUUUCCUCAAGACACAUGGCAUAUUACCGGUAGUUUCUAUUGAUAGAAAUUUCUGAUGAAAAUAGUUUACGUGCAGAGACAUUUUACUUUCAGAGGCAAAUAUGAGAAAUCAAUUCUUUCAUGCUUGUCAAGUUAUGUGUAAACAAGGGCGCCUGAGAGCUUCGUAGCCUGAUGGACGUGUCAAGUCAUCCGCCACCCCCGGGGGGGCCUUUGGCCAACGAUGUUGUACAAUAAAUUUAUCAUGCCAUAAAUGAAACAAACUUUGCCAUAGCUGGAUAUUUAUGGCAAUACGUUGUGCUAGUAUUUCACCCGUGAAUGGCUAUCCCUAUGAAGUGUUGAGCACUUGUCUUUUCCAAGUGUCAAGUUUAACGUGGAAGGCCUUGUUCUUAAAUCA
Messenger RNA from Prosopis cineraria, 1367 nucleotides. Its product is annotated as ABC transporter I family member 19-like. The record is from RefSeq and is a predicted model, not a curated record. Gene Ontology annotation, molecular function: ATP binding; ATP hydrolysis activity. The transcript is spliced from 7 exons. The coding region runs from base 77 to 1006 and encodes 309 amino acids. Lineage: Eukaryota; Viridiplantae; Streptophyta; Magnoliopsida; Fabales; Fabaceae.